AUGAUUCCGGCUACAUCUUCCGUUAGGUCAUGUAGUUCUAAUGAAACCGAAGUACCCGAUGAUGUAUCACUCGAGCCAAGCUCGAGAGAUGGUGAUCGAAAUGACUCCCCCACAGAGCUCCCUAAUAUUAGGGAGAAGAUCUCUGCUGCGGCUCUGCAAGCCGCUUCCCAGCAACAACCUGAGGACACUUCACAGCAAGGCAUUGUGUGUGACAAUGAGGCAAGCGAAACCUCCUCUACUGCGGUCAUGUCCCCUCGAGCCUACCAGCUGGAGAUGCUCGAUCAGAGCCUGAAGCAAAAUGCUAUUGUUGUCAUGGACACGGGAAGUGGCAAGACUCAAGUUGCCGUGCUACGCAUCAAAGCCGAGUUAGAUCGAUCCAAUCCCGAUAAGAUAAUAUGGUUUCUCGCUCCAACGGUGGCCUUGUGCGGCCAGCAAUUCGAUGUUAUUCGGUUGCAAGCAGCCUCAAUACCGAUGAAACUUCUGACUGGCAACGACCAAGUCGAUACAUGGUCAGCCGAUAUCUGGGAUACCAUUUUAGACGGUGUGCGAAUUGUGGUGUCGACCUAUCAGGUCCUCCUUGAUGCCCUUUGUCACGCAUUUAUCAGCAUCGACCAGCUUGCCCUGAUUGUGUUUGAUGAAGCACAUAACUGUGUAGGGAAGCACCCGGGAAGCAAAAUCAUGACCGAUUUCUACCACAAUAAUAAACAGAACGCCCGUCACAUUCCAUCAAUUCUCGGAAUUACAGCGACCCCGAGUAUAUCGGAGGAUUUGGAGAGCAUGGAGACUCUGGAGGCAAUACUGGAUGCAAAGUGCGUUUCGCCUACUAGGCAUCGGGAAGAGCUUCUAAAAUGCGUCAAACGGCCUCAAAUAUUCACCAUUGCCUAUGACGCUCAUCCGCCACUACCUCACACCAAAUCAAUGCAGCGCUUGCAAAACGAGUUUCUAAAUCUCGACAUCACAAAAGACCCGUAUGUCUUGAGGCUCCAGGAAGACCCUACGCCGCGAAACCAUCGAGCACUAGUCCAAGCUAUUGAAAAGUAUGAUACUUUUGUACAAAGACAGAUCAAGAGUCUGUGGGUACGCAGCGUUGAGAUCUUGCAACAACUGGGACCUUGGGCUGCGGAUUUGUACGUUUGGAAAUCUGCCACUGCCUUUCUCGCUCGCCAAGACGCGGCGGGUGAAUUCGGCGACUGGCUUGAUGCUGAGAAUCGAUAUUUGGCGGACUUCCUUCGUCGUAUCUCGCCUGUUCCCCCGACUCCAAUGCCACAGAGUGGCAACGACGUGUCUGAGAAGGCUACUGCACUUGUCAGAGAACUCGUGUUGGUAGAAGAGCCAAUAGUUUGCCUGAUUUUCGUCAAGGAAAGGGCAACUGCAAGCGUCCUCUGUGAAUUAUUGACCGCGUGCCCACGCAUCGUGGAGAAGCAUCGAAUUGGAUCCAUGAUUGGUACAUCAAACUACCAAAGCAGAAAAAACACUCUGUCCGAGCUUAUCGGACAGCGUAACGAUCCAAUGUCGGCCUUGCAAAACUUUAGGUCAGGCAAAAUCAAUAUUCUCGUUGCUACGUCUGUCCUGGAGGAAGGGAUUGACGUGCCAGCGUGCAAUAUGGUUAUUUGCUUUGACCAUCCACAGACGCCCAAGUCUUUUAUACAACGUCGCGGAAGGGCUAGGAUGAAAGAAUCCAAACUGAUGCUGCUUACCGAAUAUUCCUCGUCGGUUAUUGGCAAGUGGGAGGCUCUAGAGGAGACUAUGAAGGCUAUACAUCAAGACACGCAGCGUGAAAUUCGCAUAAUGCAAAGCCUUGAGGACUCAGAAGAGUCGUCUCCAACGUUCAUGGAAGUGGAAUCCACUGGGGCUAGACUCGACUUUGACAAUGCCAAAUCACAUUUAGAGCAUUUCUGCAGAGUCUUGUCACAAGGCGAGUUUGUUGACAGCCGGCCAGACUAUAUAAUUCACCGCCAUGAGGAGUGGGACUUAGAUCCGAAGCCGACGCUUAGCGCAACUGUGCUUCUUCCAUCAUUUGUUCCCAACGAACUGCGACAAAUUGAUAGCAAAUUUAGUUGGCGUUCGGAAAAGAAUGCAACCAAAGAUGCUGCAUUUCAGGCCUACCAAGCUCUAUACGAGGCCGGACUUGUGAACGAGCAUUUGCUGCCUUUUAAGUACGAGGAUAUUCCUGGGGUGGAUGUCAGAGCACCAGAAGUUGAAGUAGAGCCAUUGUUCAACCCUUGGUAUGAGGUUACGAGAGCCUGGAAAGAAGAAAACCGAGUAUGGCUCUACACUCUCACAUCCUCGGACGACACCCACGGAGAGUCCGAGUACAACUUGCUUUUGCCGGUGAAACUCGAUCAACUUCGAAACAUCCACAUAUAUGUCAACAGCAAUACUGCUUGUGAACUUCGCUUUGACUCUCACCGCCUUAUCUCUGCCAUUGAGGCUGCUUGUUUGCCAGACCACACUUCGGCUUUGUUGGCACUUCCGUUUGCACAUCGUUGGCCAGUUGAAGACAAACAGCAUGUCAUCCGAGUUUGGGCCAAGAGUACCUCCCUCACAUUGCAUGGGAUUGGCGGCAAAACUUUCGAUCCAAACAACAGUGACGAUACUGGAGGAAGGUACCUAAUUCGGGAUGAGUCCAAAAGCCCGUUUCACUAUGUCGGCGUUUUACAAACUAAGCCUGCUCCUGAGGAUGUCCAGAGCACCUUCUUUGAUUACGACAACGCUCCUGUGGACGUACCAUAUGUGAUUGUCAAGCGGUGGACCAAGCGCGCUGAUUUCUUGCACCCUCUUCCGCCAGAGGCUCCUCCUGUGUCAACCACGAAGCCAUACCCUCGAGUCAUUCCAUUGCCUUGGGCAACAGUGGACGACAUGCCUCUGAAGUUUGCACAAUUUGGAAUGUUUCUUCCGUCUAUACUACAUGAGUUAGAGGUCACAUUGAUUGCGAAGGAGCUGUCAACAACACUGUUGAGGAACGUCAAUAUCACUGAGCUUCAACUUGUUCGAGAAGCCAUCAGCUCACGGAGCGCGGUAGAGCCUGUCAACUAUGAACGACUUGAGUUCCUUGGAGACUCGAUUCUCAAAUACUGCGCGGCUAUUCAGGUCUCGGCUAUUCACCCGGAGUGGCCAGAAGGAUACUUGUCGUUCUUCAAAGACCGCCUGGUGAGCAACUCCCGGCUCUCUAGAGCAGCCAUAGACCUAGGUCUCGGCAAGUUCAUUCUCACAAAAUCCUUUACGGGUCAAAAGUGGCGACCAAUGUAUCUGAGCAAUUACGCUGGAGACGGAGACAGAGACAAAGUACCACCUAGGAAGGUGUCAACGAAGACUCUGGCCGAUGUAGUAGAAGCUCUCAUCGGUGCAUCGUUCGUCGACGGAGGUAUAACGAAAGCGCAAAAUUGCAUCUCAAUGUUCGUUAACGAUAUAAAGUGGAAGGAUGUCAGUGCCAAUCGGGAGCUGUUUUUCAAGAUGGCACGAGAUCAAGAUGUUCUCCCAGCAGAACUCAAGCCUCUUGAACAGUUGAUUGGUUAUGAGUUUAACAAGAAGUCACUGCUUAUUGAAGCCAUGACGCACCCGUCUUGCAUGUUUGACCAUAGCAGGCGGUCGUACGAGCACCUUGAAUUCAUUGGCGACGCCAUCUUGGAUUUCAUAAUUGUACGAAAGAUGUUUUCGGUUAGACCUCCCUUGCCUCAUCAUCAAAUGCACUUGCUGAAGACGGCAAUGGUAAACGGAGACUUUUUAGCCUUUAUAUCUCUGGAAUACAGCAUGCCGCGGACAGAAACGACAGUGACUUCCGACUUGCGGGUAGUUGACGAGGAAACGACUCCAUUAUCGCUAUGGACUUUUAUGAGGCAUUCCUCAGAGCCCAUUGGUAUUGAACAAGCUGUCACGGCGAAGCGAUACGAAGCAUUCCGCAGUGAGUUGCUGGAGGCGCUCCAUCACGGCUCCCAUUACCCUUGGGCCCUUCUUGCCAGACUGCAGACCAAGAAGUUCUUCUCGGACGUUUUCGAGUCCUUGCUUGGUGCUGUCUGGGUUGACUCGGGUUCAAUUGAGGUUUGCGAGUCCAUGCUCCAGAGGUUCGGGGUUUUGGCGAUUCUUGAUCGCCUACUUAAGGACAAAGUCCAGGUCCAGCAUCCCAAAGAAGUGUUGGGCAAACUUGCCGUUACUCAAACCGUCACGUAUGAUAUUGAUGUACAGGAGACGCCAGACGGUGAAAAGGCAUUUACAUGUCGAGUAUUGGUGGGUCAACGGGUUAUUACGGAGGUUUUGGAUGGUGUGAACAAGGAGGAAGUCAAGACGAAAGCGGCCGAGGAGGCAAUCAAGAUUUUGAGCAGAGAACGGGAUGAAGCAACAGCGCAAGCGAAGCGUUGA
This is a messenger RNA of Pochonia chlamydosporia 170, 4356 nucleotides long. RefSeq names its product RNA helicase/RNAse III. The transcript is spliced from 6 exons. Gene Ontology annotation, cellular component: RISC complex; nucleus; cytoplasm. Gene Ontology annotation, biological process: siRNA processing. Bases 1 to 4356 code for a protein of 1451 amino acids. Lineage: Eukaryota; Fungi; Ascomycota; Sordariomycetes; Hypocreales; Clavicipitaceae. The record is from RefSeq and is a predicted model, not a curated record. Gene Ontology annotation, molecular function: ribonuclease III activity; RNA binding; ATP binding.